CCCAGAGUGCAGUGGGAAAUAUGCAAUAAAAAUAGGAAACGCUGAAAUGAAAACGAAGUUGGCCAAAAAACUAACUAGGUACGUGACAAACGGAAGAAGAAUCGUCACACAGAGAAAGCCGAGAAAAAUCAGUCAAAAUGCCAGACAAAUUGAAUGAGAACAUUCUGUGGUCGACGUUAGUGCAGAUCACAACGGAAAACUGAAGCUCCAAGUUGGAAAACGAAAGUGUUUUUGGUAUUUAGUUUAUAUAUUUUUUGCAAGUCUUAGAAUAUUUUAAUGUGUUGAACGAAAUGGCAAUGCUUAUGAGCUGGAGGCAACUUUGGCUGUUGUUGCUUCUGGUAGCAGGUCUCACCUUGGGACUUCCUAAUUUGGAAAAUCGGACGCAUGACCAGAUUGAGCAGAUAAUAGCUUGUAGACAGCCAAAGGCACCUGGCCUUUGUCGAGGUCGCCAACUGCGAUAUGCCUACAACAAGCAGACCGGAAACUGCGAGAGCUUCUACUACACGGGUUGCGCCUCCACUGAGAACAAUUUCCUCACCUUCGAGGAGUGUCGCAGGGACUGCAUGCAACGUCUGCGCUACUAAGAACCACUUUAACUAUGCUUAAAAUAUAUUUAUUCUUAAA
Messenger RNA from Drosophila eugracilis, 624 nucleotides. RefSeq names its product kappaPI-actitoxin-Avd3d. The transcript is spliced from 2 exons. Gene Ontology annotation, molecular function: serine-type endopeptidase inhibitor activity. Bases 291 to 584 code for a protein of 97 amino acids. The record is from RefSeq and is a predicted model, not a curated record. NCBI's taxonomy places the organism in Eukaryota, Metazoa, Arthropoda, Insecta, Diptera, Drosophilidae.